Sciurus carolinensis (gray squirrel) is the source of this 3948-nucleotide messenger RNA. RefSeq names its product family with sequence similarity 13 member C (gene Fam13c). The transcript has 15 exons. NCBI's taxonomy places the organism in Eukaryota, Metazoa, Chordata, Mammalia, Rodentia, Sciuridae. Bases 413 to 1984 code for a protein of 523 amino acids. The record is from RefSeq and is a predicted model, not a curated record.
GCCAGGCAGGUUGGGGUCGUGGGGUAACUCUUCAGGUGCUCUUUGCUGGAUCCUGGGGUCUGGGACGCCAGCGCGCCCCGCCCGGCUCUGUCCCCGCAGCCUCGCGGGCUGCUGGGCUUUGUGGUUCGCUCGUGCGGCUGGGCCCCUGCUGGGGGUGUCGUUACGAGCAUGUGCAGACAGCAGCCCAAGCCUUCAGGAUAAUUCCUUCAGCAGCACCGCUGUAACAGAGUGUGACGAAGACAUCGUCUCUUUACAUGAAGUUCAGAGUGACUGCUCCAGUCUCAGAGAUGAAAACAAUAAAGAGAAUUACCCAGACGCCCGGGCUCGUGUAGAAGAGCACGCGCCGUCCUCUGGUGAGGUGCCCCAGCAUGUAGAACAGUCCGUGCCGGUGGACUGCGUAUUGCGACCAAGCAUGGGCAACUUCAAGUCCAGGAAGCCCAAAUCCAUCUUCAGAACUGAGAGUGGGAGGAGCCACGGAGAAAAUCAGGAGACAGAACAGGUGGUGCCCAGCCAGCUGGAGUGCCAGGGCAGAACGGGAACGCCAGUUCACGAGAGUCCACAGAACAACACCUUCAGGUGCCAAGAAGCAGUGCGACUUCAACCAAGAAUAGACCAGAGGGCUACCAAUUGGCCAAAGGAUGCUUUUGAAACUCGGCAGGACUUAAAUGAGAAUUCCUUGCUGAAGCUCCAAGCUCUCGAAUCUGAUCUGUGCUCUGCAUUUUUGAUAAACCAGGAAGAAGCUGCCCAGGUGCAUGGAAUCAAGGAACCAGCCCCGGUGUCGACCCAGAGUGUGCCUGCGGAUGGGGCAGAUUCUGCAGACCCCAUGCCAGUCCCCAAAGAUGGGCAGAAUGAAGCUGACAGCACACCAGAAGAUCUCCAGUCUGUCGGGACUAGCAGGCUGCUCUAUCACAUCACUGAUGGUGACAACCCACUGCUAUCACCACGAUGCUCCAUCUUUAGCCAAAGCCAGAGAUUCAACUUAGAUCCUGAGUCAGCCCCUUCUCCACCCAGCACUCAGCAGUUCAUGAUGCCCCGAAGUUCUUCACGGUGCAGCUGUGGUGAUGGCAAGGAGCCACAGACCAUUACCCAGCUCACCAAGCACAUCCAGAGCCUCAAGCGGAAAAUUCGGAAAUUUGAAGAAAAAUUUGAACAAGAAAAGAAAUACCGGCCUUCACAUGGUGACAAGACUUCUAAUCCUGAAGUCCUGAAGUGGAUGAACGAUUUGGCUAAAGGUCGAAAACAGCUCAAAGAAUUAAAGCUGAAGCUGUCCGAAGAACAGGGGAGUGCUCCCAAAGGCCCACCUCGAAAUCUGUCCUGUGAGCAACCCACAGUCCCCAGAGAAAAUGGGAAGCCAGAAGCUGCAGGUCCUGAGCCAAGCUCCUCUGGAGAGGAAACUUCAGAUGCUGUGUUGACAUGUCUGAAGGAGAAGAGAGAGCAGCUUCCUCCCCAGGAGGAUUCUAAGGCCACUAAGCAAGACAAGAACCUCAUAAAGCCUCUUUAUGACAGAUACAGAAUUAUCAAGCAAAUCUUGUCAACACCUUCCCUUAUUCCAACAAUUCAGGAGGAAGAGGACUCUGAUGAAGAUUGUCCACAGGGAAGCCAACAACAUUCUUUACCAGAUCCAGCAUCUUGCCUUCCUGUCAGUGAACACCUUACCUAUUCCAAUGAAACUGAGCCUGUGAGGGCCCUGUCACCAGAUGAAAAAAAGGAAGUAAAACAACCAGCCCUCUCCAUGUCCAAUUUACAUGAGGCAACCAUGCCUGUACUUCUUGAUCAUCUUCGAGAAACUAGGGCUGACAAGAAGAGACUGCGAAAAGCCCUAAGAGAAUUUGAAGAACAGUUUUUUAAACAAACAGGAAGAAGUCCACAAAAAGAAGACAGGAUACCAAUGGCAGACGAGUACUAUGAAUACAAGCACAUAAAAGCCAAACUGAGAUUAUUAGAGGUCCUUAUCAGCAAGCAAGAUGUGGCCAAAACUAUUUGAGGCUCAGGAAAUGUCUAUGAACACUUUCACCCAAGAUAAAGUCAACCAUAUUUCCCUCUGCCACUCUUGCUAAGUAGUUCUGACAUAAUGAAAAUGGAAGCACUUUAGUUUGUAGUAUUAGCUAUUUUUAAGAUGGGAUAAAGUGUAAUUAUAUAUGAGAAGGGAUUUAUGUGGGGGAAAAUACAACGGAUAACCAUUUAACUGGGGAAAAAAGAUAUUGAUUCUGAGGAGAACACGGUCAAUAUAAUUAUUUCAAAAUGCAUCUAAUAUUUUAUCAAAUCUAAAUAGCAUAUAGUUGGGCCACAUUUGGUAGGGAAAGUUUAUUUAGUGUCCAAAGAUUGUUUAUAUUGAUGUAUGGAAAACAGCAUGUUUUUUUUUUCUUUUUUCUUCCUGAGGAAAGAAAUUCUCCUUUUCAUGAAAGACAACAGCUAGUACAGAAAAUAAUUUUAAAUUUCUAAUCAGCUUUUAAGUGAUACAACAUUGACUACCUUGUCCCUUACGUCUGUUAGACUUUCAAUAUCCUAGAAUGUACUAGAGUGUGUCACUACUAAUUUUUUAUUCUAUAUAAAAAUAGCACAUUCUUUUAUGUUAUUUGAAAUUUUACAUUUCUGGUUACCAAAGUUCAUUCUGAGAGCAUGUUCUUUGUGAAUUAUCUUUUGUCUAUAACUGACAGAUGUUUAUAUUAAAAUAAAAUCUUAAAAUUUUAAAAUAGGUAUUUUGGAUAGAUGUGUCUGCAGUAUAUAAUCUAAUGUGACCAUAGUAUUAUUACUAAUCUUUUUGUUUACAAAAACUAAAAUUAUAUAACUAUUUUUCCAUUGGGAAUAUGCAUUUUUCUUAAUGUUCCAAGGUAUAUACUUUGUAAUGUGAAAAAAAAUUUUCUCAUGCACUGUAGUUAUUCAUUCUAUACAAAAAUGGAAGGUUUGGAAACUGCUAUGACACCUUGGGAAAGAAGCCAGACUAUUUUAUUUGCUUCAUCAACAUUAGUGUAUAUUGUUUGUUAUUUUGUACUAAAUUGCUUUUUUAUAAAACAAGUAACAGGUUGACUUUUUCUCUCAUUACCAUCGUGUUUGUAUUUCUAUUUUCUGUACUGUUUAAAAAUGAUGAAGAAAUUCACAUUUUCAGAGUUUGGAUGGGAAGAUAUUGAUUUCAGAAGCAGGCUAUUUCAGAGGCUCAUUAUUUUCUCUGUAUUUACCUGAUAUAACUUUUAUGAAUCAGAAUAAUGUCCUUCAUAACUUUGUUUAAUUGAAGUCAUCUACUUGUAACAGGACAAAUACACAACUAUUUGAGGUUUACAAAUCACAUCUUGAUAAGGGAAUGAUUUCGUGACAUGUAUACAAUUGCUAUUAAAAUGUAACUAUAUAUUCUAUAUGAUUGUAAAUAUUUUAUACAACAAUACAAAUAAAAUAUUUUUCUAUUAUAUUUAUUAUGUUGAAACACAGUAGUUGUUUCCUGUUAGCUAAUAUAAAUAACAUAAAUAACACUGUCAAACAACAAGUUGGAAGUGCUGACAAUUCUAGGCUUCAAGAUUUAACUCAUGCUGCAAUUACACCCUUUCAUGCGGUUUGGAGUUAUCCCAAUAUUUGUUCAGUAGAUUAAAAUGAAUGCAUAUUUAAACACCAUUUAUAAGCCAUUAUUUUGUAUUUUGCUAAAGCGGUCUAUAAUUGUUUUGUUAUGUUUGGCAUAAAGUAAAAAUAAAAGAUUGCAGCAUCUAGGCAAAUAAAGUGUCAGAAGGAAAACAUCAUUGAAAGUAGUGGGAAAGGUGGGAAUAGGAAACACUAAAACAGCUCUGAAUGAAAUUUGAAGUGGUAGUUUACUUUUGGUGAUAGCGGCAUGUGCAUGCUUCAGUGGAAAAACAUCUGAUGAUAAAAAUGGACAACAGAGAAUGCUCCUAAGGGAAUAAAAGGGCUGAGUAGGAACAAGAAAAGUGGGCAUUAACGUCCAACACUGAUAUUACAGGUUUUGCA